Molecule: messenger RNA, 2016 nt
Organism: Papaver somniferum (opium poppy)
Lineage: Eukaryota; Viridiplantae; Streptophyta; Magnoliopsida; Ranunculales; Papaveraceae
Exons: 6
Coding region: 1-2016 (671 amino acids)
Molecular function (GO): zinc ion binding
Source: RefSeq, a predicted model, not a curated record
AUGGAGCCGAAUUCAACCUCGGGGGUACCAAAUAAGCCUGACAAGUUUAUUAAUGUUGUUUUGAAUCAUGGUGAGCAUUCUGCUGUUUUUCGUAUUAAUACUAAAAUAACCGUAGAAGAACUGAAGCAUUUAGCGUGCAAGCACUGGAGGUAUUUGUCUCAUGGGAGUAUAUGUUUCAGGUAUAUGGACAAUGCUCAAUUAGUUUUUGUGACAAGUGAUAUACAACUGCAAAGCUUAAUUGGUUUCAUGAUUCUUAUUGAUAAUGAAGAUGUCUAUUUGCAUGUGAAUAUGAUUCCGAAUCAUACUUCUCGUUCUAAGUCUAGUUGUAGCAGAAGUUUUGGUUCUAAGUCUGGUUGCAGCAGUAGUUCUGGUUCUUGUUCUAAGUCUGCUUGUGAAAUCGAAAGUCCUAAGAUGGUAAGGGUGUUAGAUCAUGAUGCAGACAAGGGGAAGCCUCUUAUUAUCGAUGAAUGGAAUUAUGUAUUUGACGAGAUUGGUAGAGAAUUCAUGGGUGGUGUUAAAGCUGUUAGGAUUGUUGUCGAUAAGUUCAAUAUGGCUACUGGUCACAAGAUUGAUAUUCUUAAAAAUGACAAAACUCGUUUUACUGCAAAGUGCGAAGAAGAUGGUUGUGCUUGGAGGAUUCAUUUUGGGCCUGUGAAUGGUGAUACUUCUCGGUUCGUGCUGAAAGAUUCUAACGCUCAAAGUUGUGGUGUUGGUUUGAGGUUCAAGAGUCCUGCGGUGACAACCAAGUUAGUCAAGCAUUUGAUCGCUGACAAUUUACAGGGUGAUCCUAGCUUAAAACCCAGACAGAUCAUGUCACUUUUCAAGAAAACUUAUGGGUCCAAUAUUAAGUAUCACCAUGCCCGUAGAGGGAAAGAAGUUGUAUUUGAAGAACAAUAUGGCAAUGACGAGAAGUCGUAUAGCGAUUUUACUUGGUAUGUCAAAGUAAUUAAAGAAACUAAUCCCGAUAGCUAUGUGAAGUUUGAAGUUGAGGAUGAAACCAGUAGAUUUCAUAGGAUAUUCAUUUGUUACGGUGCUUGCAAGCAUAGCUAUAGGUAUCUCAGUCCCAUGAUUUACUUGGACGCUACUUUCCUUACUGGUAGAUACAUGGGUACUCUUAUGGCUGCUACAGGUAUCAACGAAAACAAUGAGUUUUACCCAUUUGCUUUUGCUAUUAUUUCUUCUGAAAACAAAGAUAAUUGGUUUUGGUUUCUGGAGAAUCUUCAACAUGUUGUCGAUGGUCGUUCGAUUGUUUUCCUUAGUGAUCGUCAUGAAGGACUUCUGCAGGGAAUUCCAAAAUAUUUUCCUAAUUCACAUCACAGCUAUUGCUUUUACCAUAUCAAAUGCAAUCUCCCCACUGGAUCGGGUGAUGCGAAUUCGAAGCCCGUUCUUGAUUUAUAUGGUGCUCACUCUUCAACUCUUGCCGAGUCCUUUAACAACUGGGUUCUUCCUUUCAAAAAGUUGACUGCUUUUGUUAUUCUCGAUGCGAUACGUUUGAAGGUUAUGGAAAAAAUGUCUGAGAGAAGGAUACUAGGUCUGGAAACAUUCAACACUAGGCCCACUCCUGAAUAUGAGGCUUUACUAAAGGAAAACAUCGACAUUGGUCGUACUUGGACUGUUGUUCAGUCCAUGGAAAGAUUGUAUGAAGUCAGGUCUCCCCGGACUCAUUCUGUAGAUCUAUUGCAGAAAACUUGUACAUGUCACAUGUGGCGAGUGAAUGGUUUUCCUUGUGCUCAUGCUUGUGCCGCCAUUCAAGCUACUAUAGAAGACAUCUAUUCAUUUGUUGAGACAUACUUCACCACCGAAUGGUACAACAGGACAUACCUGGAGAUCAUCUUGCCAAUCCCCAAUUAUGACAAGCCGCAGUCUUAUGAUCCUAGUGAUAUGGUUAUUGUUCCUAUUCUUGUUCCUCCACCGGGUAGACGAAGAACACAACGCUUCAAGAAUGCAUCUGAGAAACAAAAGAGGAAAAUGAUGUGUACCACUAUGUACACCUUGGUGUACAAUGGAUGCUUCUAA